UCUGUCACCUGAAAGGGGCGGCAGUGACACACGUGCUAAACAACACUAAGCAGACUUCCUUCAACAGAAUAAAAAGAUGCGUUUCACAUCCACCUUGGACCAAAUAAAUCAGUGUGAGACACAUUGAAGGGAUUUACUUGCUUUCUAAUUUAGUGGGAGCCAGUCACAAGAGGCAGAAUGCGGGACAUGCUGGAGAGGCUGCAGACCAUUAAGGAGGAGCAGGACUGCGAGCCAGAGUUUUUUGGAGCAGACUAUGAUGUAGACAAGGAGCCCCAACAGGCAGUGGUGUUUGAGGACUCCUCACCUAUUGACAACAUCCUGAGGGAGGCCCACUCCAUACGCAUGGAGAUCUCCUUGCUCCACUUACAGGUGAAGCGUCUGAGCACACAUAACGAACGCUUUAGCACCUCUGUGCGGCGUCUCACCCUACUCAAAAAGGACUCUGACUCCAUCGCCAGGGGGAUCCAGCAACGUGGGGAGGCUCUGCACGUCCGUCUUCAGGGCCUGGGUAAAGAGAGCAGCAGGUUAGAGGUAAAAGAAGGUCCCAACUCGGCUGUUAGUCGCAUUGCCCGAACUCAGUGUGACACACUGACCCGUGCCUUCCAUGCUGCCAUGAGUGACUACAAUGAGGCAGAGGAGAUGCAGAGAAAUUCAUGUCGGAGGAGGAUCCAGAGACAGGCCUCCAUAAUGGGUACUGAAAUCACCGAUGUCCAGCUGGAUUUGAUGGUGGACAAAGGUGGUGAGGGAUGGGCUGAGCUGUCCCAGAGCCUGCAGACCCCAGGUGGAAGCUCGUCCCGCUGGGCGAUGUGUGAGAUCAAGGGCAGACACAAGGAGCUGGUGGAGCUGGAGGUCAGGCUGAAGCAGGUCCAUGAACUGUUCCUGCACAUGGCCGUGAUGGUGGAGGAGCAGGGAUCCAUGCUUGAUAACAUUGAGUCUAAUGUGUGUGGCACUCAGGAAUGUGUUGAGAAAAUCAAUGUUGACAUCAAGAAGGCCCUACAGUACAAGAGGAAGAAUCCUUUUCAGCAAUGUUGUCCCUGUCUACCCUGUUGGAGACACAACCAAACUUUUUAGGGCUUACUUUGACUUAAUGCAAUUUUAUGUAUGAUUUUAAAAAAUGAAAUAAACAUUUACCUGUGUAAAAACCGUUA
This is a messenger RNA of Perca fluviatilis (European perch), 1148 nucleotides long. RefSeq names its product syntaxin-11-like. Gene Ontology annotation, cellular component: synaptic vesicle; endomembrane system; plasma membrane. The transcript is spliced from 2 exons. NCBI's taxonomy places the organism in Eukaryota, Metazoa, Chordata, Actinopteri, Perciformes, Percidae. Gene Ontology annotation, biological process: exocytosis; synaptic vesicle fusion to presynaptic active zone membrane; intracellular protein transport. The coding region runs from base 178 to 1071 and encodes 297 amino acids. The record is from RefSeq and is a predicted model, not a curated record. Gene Ontology annotation, molecular function: SNAP receptor activity; SNARE binding.